GCACAUACAAACAAACAAUCAUUCGCACUCACAUUCACACCUAUGGGCAAUUUAGAGUUGUCAAUUAACCUACCAUGCAUGUUUUUGGGAUGUGGGAGGAAACCGGAGUGCCCGGAGAAAACCCACGCAGGCACGGGGAGAACAUGCAAACUCCACACAGGCGGGGCCGGGAAUUGAACCCCGCUCUAACCAGUCGACAACCGUGCCACCUCAAGAUGAGGAACACAUUUUUUAUUUUAUUUUGUUUUAAAAUUCAGCUCAUUGGCAGCAUUUCGCAGCAUUCACACUCAAUUUGUUGCAUGUUACAAUUCCUACACUAGCUCCAGGUUAUUUUGACUACUAUUUAUUGAAAAAUAAUUAGGCUGCUUAGCAACUAUAGUACCUUUAGUCACUACCUGCUAAAAAAAAAAAGUGAUAGGUUAAAAAGUAAAACCAGUCAGAGUGGAUUUUGGGAUUUUAAAAUUGCAUGAAAUCCACAAGCUCCUCACUGAAGAGCUGAAAGACAAUGUGUGUGUGUGUGUGUGUGUGUGCGCGCGCAUGUGCGUGCACAUGUGUGUUGGGGCCAUGAAAUCAUGAUACCAAAAAAGAAAGCAGAAACACAAUGUGUACCAAAGUGGGUGAGGGUGGAUUAUUGGAGAGAGAGAGAGAGGGAACUGCUUUCUUCGGCUUGGAUAUUGGAGCAUCAAAGCAAAGAGAGUAGGACGAAAAACUUUAUCUGGAUUUUACUUUGUUCUGGUAAUAUUUUAUUCUCAUUGGAAAUUAACAGUGUGGAGUUACAAAGUCAUACAGCUCUUCUAUUUUUGGAUCUCACUGCUGCUGUCAAUGAUCAGACCUAAAAAUCAUGGUUUUUUUUUCAAACAAAAUUUUGGGACCAAAAGCUCUAAUUGCUAAAGGAAUUUCUGCAUGCUGCAACAGUUGGAAACCAGCUAAAGCUUCAUUAUUAAUUUAAACACUGUUGAACAUUUGCUUGACUUUAUUGUUAUGUUUUUGUUUCACAUUGUGUUCAUACUUACUUACACAUAGGACGAACAUGUGGUCUUGCAUAACUGACUUCUUCACCUAUGAAACCACAAAGUCAGUGGUAGUCAAGAGCUGGACAAUCGGCAUCAUCAACCGAGCCGUCCAACUCCUCAUCUUCACUUAUUUCAUCGGGUGGGUAUUUGUUUAUGAAAAGGCUUACCAAGUGAGGGACACAGCAAUUGAAUCUUCAGUGAUGACAAAAGUAAAAGGUUUUGGAGUCCACAAUGACAAAGUCAUGGAUGUUGCAGACUAUGUCACGCCAACACAGGGAGCUUCUGUCUUCUGCAUCAUUACCAAAUUGAUAACAACGGAAAACCAAGUCCAAGGCCACUGUCCAGAGAGUGAGGAUAAAUAUAUUUGUACCCAUGACAGCAACUGCACACGGUUUGUUAACAAGCCAGGAAGUUAUGGAAUUCUUACAGGAAGAUGUGUUGCUUUCAAAGCCACUAUCAAGACCUGUGAAAUUAAAGGGUGGUGUCCUGCUGAGAUUGAUACCAUAAAAACCACACCAAUGAUCGAAGUGGAAAAUUUCACGAUUUUCAUCAAAAACAGCAUUCGAUUUCCAACCUUCAAUUACACAAAAGGCAACUUCCUCCCCAACAUCACCGACGAGUACAUCAAUAAAUGUAACUUUGACAUGGUCAACAAUACUUAUUGCCCCAUCUUCAAAGUGGGAGAUGUAGUCCGCUAUGCACAGCAGAACUUCACCAAACUUGCAGACAAGGGGGGUGUGAUAGGAAUAAAGAUUGGCUGGAUGUGUGAUUUGGACAAAUCAGACGACCAGUGCAACCCUUCAUACUCAUUCACUCGACUGGAUGCGAUGUCACAGAAGAACACUGUCUCACCUGGUUACAAUUUCAGAUUUGCCAAAUAUUAUAAGAUGGAAAAUGGGACCGACUACCGUACAUUGGUGAAAGCCUAUGCAAUAAGGUUUGAUGUGCUCGUCAAUGGAAAUGCAGGAAAGUUCAACAUGAUUCCCACACUUAUCAACAUGGUAGCAGCCUUCACUUCAAUUGGUGUGGGUACUGUGCUAUGUGACAUCAUACUGCUGAACUUUCUGAAGGGAGCAGAGCUGUACAAGGCCAAGAAAUUUGAAGAGGUGUCGGACAACUCACUGGAUUCUCAAAACAGCAGGCUUUAUCGCAGCCAGCUGUCACAUCAAAACAAUGAAGCCUUUAUGAAGUCCAGUGAUUUGGGAUCUUAUUCCACUGAAUAUUACAGCUACCAGUGAGAGGGUCCAAAUCAGUGGUGUGUUUUUAAAAUGUAAAUUAAGAAUGUAUUUUAAAAAUAUAUAAAAAUGUUUGCAUGGUGAAAGUUAGUCUGAUUUUCAUGAAUAUUAAUUAAUUAUUAAAUUUUGCUAAUGGAAUUACAUGUUUAUCCUUUACAGUUACUGUAUUAUCAUGUAAUAGAAUAUCUAUGUUAUGAUAAUAAUUGUUACUCCAGUAUUAAACAACAGAUACAUUGUGACCUUUGUGUCAUUAUAUAAUAAUUAUAUAGUGUCAAUUCAGUUAUCUCAAGAGAUUUUUCAUAUGGAUUAGGUCUCGGAUUACGUGCAGCACAGAUUAAUGAAAAACAACUGAAUGCUAAAUGAGCAAGCACAUUGAGACGAAUGCAAGGGAAUUCAAUUUCAAUGGUAAUGGAGAUCUGCUUUCAAUUGAACUAUUGCUGGUGUUGACAGAUUUACUUUUCCAAAGGAAACCACGUUUCAUUUGUAUACAGUGUAAAAACAUUCAUAUUGACAUAUAUUAGCAGCUCAGAUCAAGCUAUCAUUCAAAAACGUGGAUUGUGGGAUAAUUUGUAAUGGGAAAGUUGCUUGGGUGGGGCGUCUUACUUUGACUUUUAAUUUACCGGUACUUUUACUUAUUACUGUAGUACUGUAAUGUUCCCUGUCAAACUCAAA
This is a messenger RNA of Phyllopteryx taeniolatus (common seadragon), 2920 nucleotides long. Its product is annotated as P2X purinoceptor 3-like. The record is from RefSeq and is a predicted model, not a curated record. Bases 1031 to 2251 code for a protein of 406 amino acids. Gene Ontology annotation, cellular component: nuclear inner membrane; plasma membrane. The transcript has 12 exons. Lineage: Eukaryota; Metazoa; Chordata; Actinopteri; Syngnathiformes; Syngnathidae. Gene Ontology annotation, molecular function: purinergic nucleotide receptor activity; extracellularly ATP-gated monoatomic cation channel activity; ATP binding. Gene Ontology annotation, biological process: response to ATP; monoatomic cation transmembrane transport.